AGGCAGAAACCGGUGAAUCAGAGAAAGCGGCCAAGCCCUCUCUGCAUCUCAUUAGCGCUUUGAGCUUCUUGUAUUUGUCUUUAAACUUGCAGAGUCUGACGGAAGAAACGCGGACGGAAGGUCGUUAGAAGAAAAUGGUGUCAACACAGACAGCCGACAGAGGUGACCUUUCCCCUGCAGUCCCUGGUGAACCUAAACAACCCGAGUGAACCUGUUUAACCCUUUCUGAUUGGCUGGACAGCUGCCAGCAACAUCCAAUUGGCGUUGGUUCUAGGUGGUGGAAUUUGAUCCUACUCCUGCUGCAUCCCAGCACUUCCCCCUCUGAGGCGCAUGCAGUGUGGCCAUGCUGAGACAGCAGCCACCGCGGGGUUAGGAUGUCUGACAAGAAAAAGAGUGAAAGCGAGCUCGGCUUCAUCAGUGAUGACGGCGAGGAUUAUGAAAGUGAUGAAGAAGGAAUGCACGACCAGUCCCACAGCGCCCCCUUCAGCUCGGAGAAUGAGGCUCAGGGUGGCGACCCUGCUGUAUGGCAGUGUACCCCUCCCCCAUCUACCUCACCUUCAGUGGAAACGCCUGCCCACCCGCCCACCUCACAGCCAAUGUCCAGACCCCACUCAAGGCCUGCAAGCCAAAGCCCCGCCCCUCCCUCUGCCAUGGCAGGAACCAAGAAGAGAAGCUCCAAGCCGGCUCACAUGAGACGCAACAUCAGGAAAUUGUUGAGGGAACAUCAGUUAGAUGCAGUGACCAAAGCCGCCCAGCAGGAGGAGCUUGAAAGAAGGCAACGCCUGGGAGAGCAUCGAAAUCAGGAUUUUCCUCUACCUCUGCUGCCUGAAUAUACAACUGGCGAUGUGCCCUCACUGUCAGCAUCAGUGUCAUUCCAGCGAGAUGCAAAGUCCAUCAGACAGGAUGCCAUCUGUUUGGGGUCCAGCAGCACUGCCAUCAGCGAAGAUACCUGCAAAACUGAUGUAACCACCUCUGCAGUUACAGCAAAAACACAAAAAACAGAAUUAUUAGAUUUGGGGACAGAUGAGGGUGAUACUGUUGCUCAAGUCUCCAAAGACGAGGAGGAGAGUGAGCCCAGCGGCGCCCAUGCCAACGAUGCCCAGAACCAACCCGAUUCCCAGGGCAGAGUCCUCAUCAACCUCAACCAUCCAGCUACAGAGGAGGACAUCUUCCUGUCUCCACAGCUGGCUCGGGCCGUUAAACCUCACCAGAUUGGUGGGAUCCGUUUUCUGUACGACAACUUGGUGGAGUCCCUGGAGCUCUUCAGGAACAGCAGCGGGUUCGGCUGUAUCCUCGCCCACAGCAUGGGUCUAGGCAAAACCCUUCAGGUCAUCUCCUUCAUCGACGUCUUGUUCAGGCACACCGAAGCUCACACUGUGCUUGCCAUCGUACCGGUGAAUACUCUGCAGAACUGGCUCUCAGAGUUCAACACAUGGGUCCCUCCUCCUGAAGCAUUACCUCCAGACACCGAUCCUGCGCUGGUCACACCGCGCGCAUUUAAGGUUCACAUCCUGAACGACGAACACAAAAACACAGCAUCUAGGGCCAAGGUGGUGGAGGAGUGGUCUCGGGACGGCGGUGUCCUGCUGAUGGGGUAUGAGAUGUACCGUCUUCUGUCUUUGAAGAAGAGCUUUGUGGCUGGGCGAAAGAAGAGGAGCAAAAAAACUACAGGAUCUGAUAUCAUAAACCUGGAUGAAGAUGACAGACAGCAAGAACUCCUGAAAGCCGUGGAAAAAGCCCUCUCCCAACCUGGUCCCGAUGUUGUGAUCUGUGAUGAAGGCCAUCGUAUUAAGAACUGCCACGCCAGCACAUCUCAGGCCCUAAAGAACAUACAAACGCGGCGGCGAGUAGUUUUGACUGGCUAUCCUCUUCAGAACAAUCUCAUCGAGUACUGGUGCAUGGUCGACUUUGUGCGUCCAGACUUUCUAGGUACAAGACAGGAGUUCAGCAACAUGUUUGAACGACCCAUCCUAAACGGACAGUGUGUGGACAGCACACCUCAGGACAUCCAGCUGAUGAGGUACAGGAGCCACGUCCUCCACAGCCUGCUGGAGGGCUUUGUGCAGAGGCGAGGCCACGAUGUCCUGAGGGACCAGCUACCCUCCAAGGACGAGCAUGUGAUCCUGGUGCGUCUGUCUCCCCUGCAGAGGGCGCUCUAUACUGAGUUUAUGAACCGCUUCAGAGAAGCGGGGAACACUGGCUGGCUCAGCCUGAACCCCCUGAAAGCUUUUUGCGUCUGCUGCAAGAUCUGGAAUCAUCCAGACGUGCUGUAUGAGGCUUUGCAGAAAGAAAAUAUGGCAAGCGAGCAGGAUUUGGACCUCGAUGACAUCACGUCCACUUCACAGGGCAGAUGUCCCACCGCAGCACCGGGUCCAAAGUCAAAGAGUUUGGACAACCCAGAUCCUAUUGGUGGAUUGAGUCUAAACCAGCUGCAGGAGAAGGCCAAUCAGGUCAUCACGUAUGAAUGGGCCAAAGAACUCAUGUAUGACUACAAGCCUGGAAUCCUGGAAAACUCAGCAAAGAUGGUGCUUUUGUUCCACCUCAUUGAAGAAAGUGUCAAGAAGGGAGACAAAAUCCUGGUUUUCAGUCAGAGUUUGUCCACACUGACGGUGAUUGAGGAAUUCUUGGCCAAAAGACCAGUACCUCCUUCACCAUAUACAACCAGCAAAGACAGACCCAGCCAGAACUGGGUCCGUAACCUCAACUACUACAGACUGGAUGGAAGCACGACGGCCUCAGAGAGAGAGCGACUGAUUAACCAGUUUAAUGACCCAACCAAUACCUCUGCUUGGGUUUUCCUUCUUUCAACCAGGGCUGGUUGUCUGGGUGUGAACCUGAUCGGGGCGAACCGUGUGGUGGUGUUUGAUGCCUCCUGGAACCCCUGCCAUGACGCCCAGGCUGUGUGCCGCGUGUAUCGCUACGGACAACGGAAACCGUGUCACAUCUACAGACUGGUGUGUGACUUCACUCUGGAGAAAAAGAUUUAUGACCGCCAGAUCUCCAAGCAGGGCAUGUCGGACCGCGUUGUGGACGACCUGAACCCUGUGCUGAAUUUCACCAGGAGGGAAGUUGAAUCUCUUCUCCAUUUUGUGGAGGAGGAACCAGAUCCGUCCCAAAUCAGGCUGCUCCCUGGAGAUAUCGGGGAAAGUGUCCUGCAGAGAGCGCUGCACCGUUACUCUCACCUCAUCACCAAGCAACCCUUCCCCCAUGAGUCCCUGCUAAUAGAUCGCAGAGAGUUAAAGCUGAGCAGCACUGAGAAGAAAGCCGCUAAAAAGGGCUACGAAGAGGAGAAGAGGGCGUCUGUGCCGUACACACGCCCAUCCUACGCUCACUAUUACCCUGCCAGUGAUCAGAGCCUCACUAACAUCCCUGCUUUCAGCCAGAGAAACUGGCGUCCUCCCACUCGCGCUGAGGAGAAACCAGUGGCCAGUGUUCGGCCCGUUCAGUCUGCUUCAGUUCCCACGAUGCCUCGCCAUGUGGCUGCAGGUUCAGCCUCAGAUCGUGGCUCCUCUUCAUCCAGCCUCGGAGGAUUCCCUGUCAACUGCCUGCAGAAGGCUGGCGUGUUUGUACAGAAGAUUGUCACCACUACUGACAUAGUGAUUCCAGGUACCAACAGCUCAACAGAUGUGCAGGCGAGGAUCACUGCUGGAGAAAGCAUUCAUGUUAUCAGGGGCACAAAAGGAACGUAUAUCAGGACAUCUGAUGGCCGGAUCUUUGCCAUUAGAGCAGCUAAUAAGGCUAAGACGGUGGACGAGAACCCAGCAGCUCCUCCUAAAGACUCGAAGGUUCCACAUCAGGAAGUUUCCUCCAGUGGCAGUAAUGGUUGCAUAUCCCCUGACAGGAAGGUGGUGGUACCCUCCAAGACUGUGCCCCGCCCUCUUUCCCCCGACAGCCCAGAGAUCCUCAGUGAGUUGCAGCGCUACACGGCUGGCUCGGGGGCUGACACCACUGCAGCCUCCAUCGUUCAGCAAGAGAGAGCCGCUGACAGCAGCGUCAGCAACAAGCCGCCUUCAAAUAAGCUGCAGGACAAAUGUGGCAGCAGUAGGAGCGCCUUUCCUGGGGAAUCUAUGAGCUGCCAUGAUGCCUCACUUUCUAAUGUAAUCCAGCCAAACGUGGACACCGGUGUUCCACAAGACUUGAGGAUAAGCAGCAAACGUAAAGCCUUCAGCCCGUCCCUGGAGGAGAGAGUCAGUAAGCAGCCCUAUGCAGGAAAACACUCCUCAGCCCCUCCGCCUUCAGCAGGGUUCCCCUUCCCAGGGGGGUAUGGCCUUCCCCCGAUGGGUCUCAGCUCUGCCAUGUUGGGCAGUUCAGUGGGGCAUCCGCUCUUCUUGGGGUCAAACUCGCACUACUUCAACCCCCCCAACACUCAGCUGGGAGACCCUGCUUACAUGUAUCGAGAUGUCUUCGGCUUUAGCGGCGCCAACGCGGUCCCCUCUUCCUCCUCUCCGUCCUCAUCAACAACAAUCACCGCUACUGCCUCAUCGGCUCCUUCUGCUGCCAGUUCUCUUCCGGGAGCCCUCCCACCAUACAUGUUGAGCCCCAGUAUGGCUGGAAUGAUCCCACCAGGCUUUCCCAUUUCAUACAGCCCAUCGCUGGCUGGACUUUAUUCUGGCUCCAUGCUGCCUGGCCCGGCUGCCACUCCUGUUCCAGCCGAAGCCAGUUUUUUGUCUCAGUACCCCCAAACUGCUGCCUCAGGCUCCUCCUCCUCUCCUUCCUCGAUUUCCCCCGCAGACCGCCCAGAGAACCACCAGGCUGCUGCCCUGGUGAACGGCAGGGAGAACGGCGCCGGCAGCAGCUCUGAUGAUGAUGAUGAUGACAUAAUCGAGAUGAGGGCCCAGUGAGACCAGAGAAAACAUUCAGCUUGUCCUGCUAGUCAGAUACAGUUUUCUCUAAGGGGGUAAGGAAGAACAUUGAAGAGAGUUGACCUUCAAAAUCUUAAUUUUGGUCACCUGUAUUGCCUUGGAGAAACAACCUUAAAGGUGACUGAAAACAGAGACACUGAGUGACAGAUAUGAUGCUGAAUAUCAGAAUGUGAAGCAUUUAAAAACAUCCCAUUGGGAGGGAAGGGGUUUAAAUUCAAUGGACUGAGCUUCCAAAUUCAUUUGUCCAAUCCUGGCAUUAAAAAGCUCAUCACUGGAUUGAGACCUGCUGAGUGUGAGCCUGCAGUGACUACAAACGGCCGCCAGCUGAACUGUUGACUUUAGAGAUUCUACGGUAGUUCUGCAGCUUUGCUAAAUGUGAAGUGAAGACUGUUGCUUACAGCUAAUAAAAAAGAUCAACCAGAGGCUGGAGUUUCUCUUUAAAUGACAGUUCAGGAUUUUAAAAGAAGUUUCUGAUAACUUUUCUGGUGUCUUUAUAAAACAAAUGUAGAUAAGUUGGACCUAAAGCUGACCGUUAGUCUGAGAGAAAGCAAGACGAAACAUUUAAAUAAAAUGUCAUAGCAGUUCACUUUAAUUUAUGCAUAUAUAAAUCGAGUUUCCAUAUAGCAUUUACUCAAACAGAAUCUGAUGAACACAAACAAGAAAUGGAGGUUGGAGGCUGUGCACCACCAAUUAUCUUCCUGUGUGAAACGAGUGCUGAGAAUGGACCAUGUAAAGUUUAUCUUGUCAGAGUAACUUUUUGAGAUUAAAAUAAAAGAUUUUAAGAGGUUAAAAAUAUUUAAACAUUUCGUAAUUGCCUUACCAUAUUUAAUGGGAAAUUACUCUGACCAGAAAAGCAUGCUCUGUCCUCUGCAAUUCCUUUAUAAUCAAUAUAUGCAUUUUCCUUUUACCGAGCUUGUUUGGUAGAAUAUGUUGUUUUUGAAAUUUUAAGAUGGCUGAAUUUGCUCUUUGCUUCUCUUUAACUAGCCAUUAGCUUUAUCCUCUAGCACAAACUAAUUGGUAAUUCUACAAAAUGAUAAAGAAAGCUAUUUUAGUAGAAUAUUAACUGCUUAAAACCUGUUAUUAGGAACUGACUUUAAAAAUCCUGACCUUUCUCAUUGGAGAAUAACAUCCUAACAGCUGAGGUAGCUUGUAGUACAUUUGUUCAAUAACUUUAAAAAGGUUUUGUCAUUUGUUGAAUACUGCUACUGAAUAUUUUCUGGAACAUCUAUUGAAAAUGGUAAAAAAAAAAAAAAAAAAAAAAUCAAAUCAUACAAAAGGAUUGUUGUUGCGCUUAAUAAUUCACUGCCAGGAAAGGAUGUCUUGUAUAUUUUUUUUUUCAAAGGGUGAAAUAAUGUGUCAUCUUAGGUUUUGGCAAGGUUUAAAACAUUAUACCAGUGCUUAAAACUCCAAUGAAAGAAUGUACGAUAAAUCGAAUGCCUUCAUAUCGGGCCUUUUUUCUGUCAGAAAAGAUUUCUUUCUUUUAGGCGUUUGGUGUAGGAAAUCUUUUAUUCUAUUUUUUUUUUAUGUGUAAUGUAUUUUUAUGUGAUUUACUUUUUCAAAAAACAAAGCAGGCAAUUGCCUAAAAACAGCCAGGUGGAAAAAAAAAAAAAAAAGACAAAAAAAAAGCUAAUGAGGUGUCAUCCUUGUAGCGGAGAAACAACCAACAGAAAAUGCCUUUAUUUGCCUCCCAUCUUUCUGAAUGUUAGCUGUGAGAGAGAUGAGGUAAGGGGAGACUGAAUCUCACCCACAGUCUUACUGUAGCCUAGAGAAAAAUGAUGCAAAACACUCACUCAAGCCUAUAUAUAUAUACGGUAUAUAUACAUACAUACAACCCCUGGAGGAGCUAAGCUUCGCAGCCCCUCCAAAGUUUCGGUUACACUCGUGUUGUUACUGUUUGUGUCGGCGGCUUGUCUUCUUAAAGGUUACAAAAGGAAUCAUUCUCAAAAAGUGAGGAAUGCAAACUUUCGGUGUAGAUUCACGCUUUCACUCUGGUGUUUUUGUUUUUUCACCCAUAUUCUGUUUGUGUCUCAUCUUGUGUUUGAAAAGCCUAAUCUAACUUGAUUUUGGAGAGAUUGUGUGGCUUUUAUGUUCAAACUCAUAUGAAACCUUUAAAUCAAAGAGGAUUGCAUGUGAUUGCAAAUAUUGAUUGCAGAUCAGAAAUUAAGUUCACAAAAGGCAUGGGCCAGUUACUGGUAUUGAGUUUCAAAACAAAGAUUUACUGAUUUUACCCCAUGGCUUAAAACAGAGGUAUCCAAAGUGCAGUCAACAGGACAUCUAUGGCAUUUGAAAGGAUUUAAUUAACUUUUAAAAUUUUACUUUUAAGGAAUGGUACAACUUUGACCCAUCAUACAGGCAGUGUUUUAUUUUGGGAAAAGAUUUUCACAGAUAAACUAAAUUAUUCCUAAAAAGGAAAAUUUUAGGUACAGCAAAAAAAAAAACAUAAAAUUUACGUUGAUUCAUUUCAUUCCCUUUUUUUUGUGUGUGUUCUUCAAUUUUGAUUUCCCCACUGAUGUGUUACAGCUGUUGCUUAGAGACAAACUUGGGUGCACUCUUCAGAGUGUAAAAAAACUGAAAUGACCCGCAUCCGGUUUUUUAAAAAGAAAAAAUCAAUAAAAAAAUAGCCUGUUUUUCUUUAGAGCAUAGAGUAAAGCGGUGCUGCCUUUUUUGCCGCCUGUUGCUGCUCACUGCUGGUCAGAUGGCUAAAAGAAGCCUGGUCCAUUGACCUCAUAUACACAGUAGAUUCUUGAUAAUUCUGCUUAAUUUUUUUUAUUUCUGAUGAAAAACACAGAAGCUAAUUGCCCCACCGUGCUUACUAUGAUAACCCAGCACUGAGGAGCUGGCUGGCAAGCUGUUAAUAUUUGUGUUUUACCUCAAAACUGUGGUAUUAUUACUCAUGGUUUAACCUACCAUGAACAUCUCAUACCAGCCCAUGCCUGCUCUAUUGUGGCUAUGGUUGAGAAAUACAUAUCCACGGCAUACACUGUGCACCACUGUAAAAUCGACAUUAAUUGUAUUUUUAGGUUUUGAAAAAACCAUACCAGUUUGUUCUUCGUAUUAAACAUAAAUCAACCUUCGAUGAGUUUUGAUGAAUUGUCUUUCUGUGAAAAUUCCCGUUUUUCCAGAACGGCUGCAGCUACAGCUUUUAACAGCGACCCGCUCUGAACAUGAACAUGAAACUCUGAACAUCAUCAAACCAAGACUCGAAUAUUUGGUUUUUUUUUUCUUCAAUUGAUUUGUUCUUUGUUGUAAAGCAGUUUACUCAUGUUGCUUUUAUUUUCCUUCUCAUUUGACAACUUAUGAAUUUUACCAAAUUUAAUUUAUUUAUGACUUUGCAUAUUUAUUCAUUUGUAUUUUCAUUUUUGUAUUGUGCAAUUUUUGAUUUUUUUUUUUCACUAUCAUGUUUGUAAGAUUUUUUUAUGGUCCUGUUUGUGAUGUUAUCCCAGUCGGUUACCUCAAACCUAUUUGAGGAUUGUGUUUGCUUAUGAUGGAUGACAGUUAACGAGUCUGAUCCAACAACCAAUUAAUGGACCAACCAAUUAUUCUUUGCUGAGCAAUAUUCAGGAUUUUAAGAAAUGGGCUUUCCCUGAAAAAUUUAAUGGGAAACUUUUAAAAGUACAUUGACAGUUUAGCAUUAAAAAUAGAUUCAUUAUUUGGACAUGCAGCUGCAAUUUCAAAAAAUGUAAAUUAAAAAGGAGGGAAAAAAACAGCAGUAAAAGAUGGCAUCGAAUGCUUCUCAUUCCCUUUUGCGUGAUUCAUCACCACGUCCGGGUUGUUUGUCAUACCAUGAUGCCAAAUGAGUUUCCUCUGUGAUAAACUUUCUGGCUCAUCUGCUCAGCUUUUGCUGUGAAGACUGGUUUGUUCUGCAGUUUUACAGCUUUCUACUUGAAUUUACAUAUUUAUUUAUACAAAGCAGUUUGAACGAGUUAGCUGAGCCGUCUGUCUGAAUUCCAAUUUAGGCAAGAAGGUAGAGUAAUCUGCUGACUUAAAGGAUGUUCUCUAUUCAAAGCCUGUUGAGCAGAUGAUCAGUGCUUAAGGACAAUGGAUUAACAUUUUACAUAUUUUUUGUUUGUUUUAUUCGACUUUGUAAAUAAAAGAAACUGUUCUAAAUAAUAUUUUUUCCCAUUUCUUUAUACUAAUUGUUAGAUACAAGUAGUUUAUGAUUAACCACACAGCACAGACACUGAAUCACAGGUUUUGGAGGUUUUUGACAUUAAUACAUGGCCUCUUACCCAGGGUCUCACUGUCUCAUUGGAUGAGUGAUUACUUAUUGCUUCCACAUUGUUUUCCCCAUAUAUAAACGAUAAUUUUGCAGAUUUAUUGUCAGUAUUUUAUUGAUUUAACCUGAUUAUUAUUACCUAAUAUUAUAAAGGAACAUCUACUAUAGAGACAGCAGCACUAUAUAGUAGAUGUUCAAUAUAUAGUAGUUAUACUAC
Molecule: messenger RNA, 9295 nt
Organism: Cyprinodon variegatus (sheepshead minnow)
Lineage: Eukaryota; Metazoa; Chordata; Actinopteri; Cyprinodontiformes; Cyprinodontidae
Product: helicase ARIP4-like
Exons: 24
Coding region: 375-4841 (1488 amino acids)
Cellular component (GO): nucleus
Molecular function (GO): ATP hydrolysis activity; ATP-dependent chromatin remodeler activity; ATP binding
Source: RefSeq, a predicted model, not a curated record